This is a messenger RNA of Strigops habroptila (Kakapo), 5989 nucleotides long. It is a transcript of the gene STMN3, whose product is annotated as stathmin 3. The record is from RefSeq and is a predicted model, not a curated record. The transcript has 5 exons. Bases 280 to 822 code for a protein of 180 amino acids. Gene Ontology annotation, molecular function: tubulin binding. Gene Ontology annotation, cellular component: neuron projection; cytoplasm. Gene Ontology annotation, biological process: microtubule depolymerization; neuron projection development; regulation of microtubule polymerization or depolymerization. Lineage: Eukaryota; Metazoa; Chordata; Aves; Psittaciformes; Psittacidae.
CCCCCCUCGCUGGGUCUGGGUUUCUGGCAGGCAGCUUUGCCUGGGAGGGAUCUGCCGUCAGAGCCACCCAGGAAAGGAGGCCCGAUCCACUCAUUAAUAUUCCGAACUAGUGACCCUUCUUCUUCUUCCCAGCCCUUCCCUUUCUGUGGGCUCUCCCUGCCGCGGAUGGCUGCAGCCCCCUCCAGCUGAGCCGAUCCUCCCUCCCCGCAGCAUUGCAGCACCUCCGCAGCUCCCUGCGUUCCUGCUCCUGCAGCACCCGCUCUGCUCCGCCGCAGCAGCAUGGCCAGCACCGUCUCAGCCUACAAGGAGAAAAUGAAGGAGCUGUCUCUGCUCUCCCUCAUCUGCUCCUGUUUCCACACCCAGCCCCAUCCUAACACCAUCUACCAGUAUGGAGAUAUGGAGGUGAAGCAGCUGGAUAAGAGGGCAUCAGGCCAGAGCUUCGAAGUGAUCCUGAAGUCCCCUUCAGAUCUAUCUCCUGAGAGCCCGAUCCUCUCCUCCCCCCCCAAGAAGAAGGACCUGUCCCUGGAGGAGCUGCAGAGGAGGCUGGAGGCUGCAGAGGAGAGGAGGAAGACCCAGGAGGCUCAGGUGCUGAAGCAGCUGGCGGAGAAGCGGGAACACGAGCGGGAAGUGCUGCACAAGGCGCUGGAGGAGAACAACAACUUCAGCCGCCUGGCCGAGGAGAAGCUCAACUACAAGAUGGAGCUGAGCAGGGAGAUCCGUGAAGCACAUCUCGCUGCCUUGAGGGAGCGGCUCCGCGAGAAGGAACUGCACGCAGCUGAGGUCCGCAGGAACAAGGAACAGCGGGAGGAGAUCUCUGGAUAAAGGGCUUUUCUACACAUCUAGCACCUGAUUCCUGAUUAACAAACCAACCAAUCGACCAACCAACACAUUUGAUUUUGUUUGUCUAGAUGCGACCUUCGAUUCUCCAUCCUUCCCCCACCCCUCCCCUGGUGUUCGUCCCCCAGCUACACGCUUCUCUAUCUCUGCAUCCUUAAUGUCAGUACUUGUGAGGAUUCACAGAUCAUAGGGACCUCUAAGCAGAAUAGCAACUAGUUCACAUGAAAUAGAGAAUCAAUCGAUCGAUCAGUCAAUCAAACAGCUUCUUUGGAGGGUUUUGUCCUUUUUUAAAAAACAAAUAUUUCUUAAACUGAUGUAAAAAGAAAAAUUAAUAAGAUAUUAAUAAAUUCAACCAGCAGUGUCACAGAGAUACAGAUUUCUUACCCGGGGCUUUUACUCCUCUUGGUGUUUGCUCUGAGCCAAAUAUCAGUUUCAGACUAAGUGGUAAUUUCUGUGUGUGAGGUGGAAUAGGGAAGAGCCCCGUGUUUGCCAGUGGUAGGAGAGAGGAAUGGGAGGGAUGGAUGGUGCAGGAGCCGUGGUGUGCAGAACCCCCCAGCUCUUGGCUGCAUCUGGAGCCAGCCCAGGCAGGCAGUGACCCAACGUCCUCAUCUCUGCAUGGUUCUUUGAUAGCCCGUGAGGAAGGAGGUGAGGGUCUCUGCUCCCACAGCAUGGCAAGUGCCCCAACACUGGGAAUGUCCUGGUUGGCAGCAGCAGGAGCCAGUGGACUGAGCCACCCUCUCCCCACAGAGCAGGGACUGAGAAGUCUUGGCCAGGCAGCCUGGGAGACCCACAUAUGAUGAUUGCAUCCCCAAAUCCAUGGAAGCCCUGGGAGAGGGUGCUCGGUCUGCAGGUCUCCAGCGCUCCCACAACAUGAGGUCUCAGUCCAGUAGGAAAGCAAAUCCAAUAGAGGCAGUGCCUGGUUGUGAAACAGCCUUUUAGUGAACAGAAUCAUCCUCCUUCCCUCUUUCCAAAGACAUGUAGGACUCUUCAGUGCCAUUAGGAGGCAGGACACGGCAGCUGCCCGGUACCUCCAGACCUGUGGCUUUGGAUGAGAUGGAGCUGAGGAGGAGCAAUUCCACAGUAAGGGUGAAGAGAUGUCCCCACACUCGUUCCUUGUCUAACUUUAGCUUUUCCAAACCUACUUAUAAGACAAAAUUGCCUCUUGAUGGACGUAGGGAUGAGCAGAGAACACACAAGCACGGCAGUGAUGUCUGAUUUAAUAGGUGACUGUCAAAGCCCAUGGACUUCCUCAUCUUCUAGUGUCACAGCUUAUGGAGGUAGCCAAGGCCCCAGCAGCCACCACGCAUUGCAAGGGACUCUGUGCCGAGACCCACAGACCUGCUCACCCUGUCCCAGCUCCUGCCUGGAGAAACCAAAUGGAGAUGUUGCAUCUGGAAAGCAGGGAAUGGCCACCUUCCACAAGGACAUGGUGCUGGGGAUGCAGCCCUGCGGGAGCACGGCCCUGCACCAGCUUUUGCAGAGGAUUCAGUGGAAGCUGCUUUCCUGUGAGGCAGAAGGUAAAAGAAUUCCCACUCUGACCAGUGCUCGAGGUUACUGGGUUGUUAGUUUUUAAGGGACCAGGGCAGUGGUUGGGUCCCUCUGUCCUGGCUGCCCUCACAGACCCCAGAACACACCAAAGGGGCAUUCAAGGCACUGAGAUGUGUAAUUAUCAAUAACUGGUGUCCUGUGCUGUGCCUCCAAAGAGCCAUUCUGGGCACGGGAGGCAGGAUCCUUGGGGAAUGAUUUAAGCAAACAAGGGAUGCAGACAUGGGCACAGCCCAGCCCGGGGCUCCAUGGAGCUGUGCUCUGCUGGAAGCAAUGAGGAGCUAGAGCACAUGAAGGGUUUGCCCAGGGAAUAACGAUCCCAUUGCCCCUCUAAGAAAGGAAUUAUUGUUGAUUCUGGUCAGAAGCUGAAGUUUUCUGUCUACCCCGUGCUUUAAUUAGGUAAAGAAUCGAUUUCAGCCUGGGGUGAGCAUCAGGCAGUCGCAGAAACCCCAUGGAAAGCCAAAGAGAACAAACCCCGGGGCUCUUUGCUAAUCUCCCCAGGAUUCCCAGCUGAAUUCGGGAGGGAUCCCUCAAUGGCCAGAGUGUGAUGUUAGGGAAUUCUGCUCCUAAAAGGAAGGGCUACCUUAUUCCCACACCCUCCGCCUGGGCUGGGGAGGGGACAGGACUGUUAGAAAGCCCCAGUGCUGUCAGUGACUAAAAACAAACCAUAGGAUUGAGGGCAAAGAGGGCAAAGAGAAGGAAACUGAGGGUUGAAUUUCUUAACAGUAGCUUAAUGAUCAGUUUGUAGUAGCAGCUGUCUUAGAUGAGCAUCAUUGUAGAGCGGCAUCACCUCCAGCAUCACCUCAUCAUGUAGUGGCAAGAAAUUUUAAAAAGUUUAAAAAAAAAAUACUACUAAUACUUUAAAAGUAAUUUAAACAACAAUGUUUGUGUGUAAGAAAUGGUUGAACCUGUCAAAUGUCUGUGUCCCGCGUUGGUGGGAUCUGAGAAGGCAUCUGCGAGAUAUUAACCCUGUCCUACUCUCUGUGGUGCUGAGUGUUUGCUUGGUGUGUAAUUCUGACCUGAGGCUUGUUGUAAAUACUGUUUUUAGUACUACGAUUAUGAUGAUUAUUAUGAUUAUUAUUAUCAGAAAUGUUGUACUCAUGAGCAGGGGUUUAAAACAAGAGAAACGACCGUUUCCACUCUCUCCUGGGGGCUCAGAUGGAGUCGGAUGAGGGCCGGGUGAUGGCACGGGCAGGGCGGGAUGCUGGACCAUGGAGCCGGGAGCUGGAAGCAGCUGAGUCCUGCGGGCAGGGCGGUGGGAGCAGGGGCAGGCUGCUCCUCAGGAAGGGCUGAGCGGUGGAAUAGAGGUGAUGCUUCAAUUCUAGUACAUAUAAUUUAGUGUAAACCCAAAGCUCCUGGUGCGAGGGGUCCCGGCUGUGCCCAGGGGAAGCAGGAGGAGCCCUGAGGUUUGGUGUGAGCUGAAGGAGAAGUGGUUGGUGGUGGGUUGUGCUGGUUAGAGCCAUCCUCCCCAUACAGCCAUUGAGUCUCUGGGCUCGGUUCCUGCCUGGAUCUCCCACCUCGGCCCUUUGCGCUUCCCCCCUCUCUCUGGAGGCCAGCCUGGAUCUCAGGCAGGGACUGAUUCUUGCAAUAGCUUUGCCUGGCAAAAAAUGAUCCCAUGGGAAACGCACAGGAGAGUGGCCUGGCACACGGUGUGAGCGCUGGGAAACUCAUUUGUCUCCCCUCCGUCGGGUCGGUGCUGUGAGGGACAGUGGAUGUGGCUGGAAAACGUGUUCCUGCAGGGUCGGAGGAGCAGGGAUGUGCAGGGAGAGUUUUGCACCAGUAACGUCGGGUACCUGCUGCCGAGACGCGUUGUGCCAAGGAAACCACCUCAUCCAUAGGAGUGGCAGAGCGAUGUUUGCCCGGUGCAGAUGCUUAUGACAGGGAUUUAGGGAGCUCGGUGUUUGUCCAGUGCCACUGGACACUAUCAGGGAAAUGUGUGAUUGCUUUGGCUGCAUCAAUGCCCGCACUGCGGAUGCAGCGCUGUGCCUGGCUGGCAGCACGUGGCACGGGCCGGGAUCACGGUUGUUUCAUGCCUUUCCAUAUCCCAGGGUUGCUAAUGGUUGUGUGCAGCAGCAUACUUCACGCCUCAGUUGAGACUAAUCAAGUAUCCUCAUUAGCAUCCUUACUGCCCCAGCCUCCCUCAUUCCCGGCCUGUUCCCAAGUACCGCGGUCAUGGACACGGCAUGAACCCCCCGAUUCCCAGGACCACCUUCCUUAUGGUAGGGCUUAAAGUUCUUCGUUGAUUCCCAUAGAUGUUUAUAAUCAAGCUUUGUAACUUAGCAGCCCCAUUUCUGCAGCAGCACAUGGACACGAGACUUUGUGCCUGGUAGGGAGAGCAUCCUCAAGGCGGGCGGCAGCAUCCCUGCCUGGACCACGAACGUGAGGGAGCAAAGAGAUGGUGACAGUUUGUCCCGUGAAUCCAUACAACCUUCAAAGAGCACUCCUGGAGAAAGGCCUCUGAUUUAUGUAGGGGACAGAAGCCGAAGCUAAAUGAGCUCCCAGCUGAGCAAAGAGCUCAGCUUUGUCUGUAAAUGGGUGCUUUCAAGGAUGCUGCCCCCUCAGACUGCUUCUGGACUGAGCCUAUUCCUUGUCUUAUCAUUUCUGAGCCAUUACAACCCCUCGCUGUAACCCAGACGUGGGGUUACCUUUGAGCUGACCUCCCAGGGCCGGCGGCACUUCACGACUGCAUGCGUCCUACCCUGGGGGUCGGUUGGUAUUGCUGCUCCCUUUCCACUGGAACCUUCAGCUUGCUUGCUUCUGCUUAGCCCGGCGUGACUCCGGCCCUGGCUCUGCAAAGCCUCUCUCCUGGGGUUGCUUAUAUUCCCUCCCUCCCUCGCCGUGGCUGCACACACACGCACACAGACGCAGACGUGGAAACGAGAUAUGCACAUACACCCUUAACACCACUUCAAAUGAGUCAGGGAAUGGCUGUUCACGGUGCUAGAGAUUCCUUACUAUCCAUGCCAGGGAUGAGAUGACAUAGUAAGACCAAUAAACUCCACCUUUGUAGUCAGUUGUCUUUAAGUAAAGCAGAAGAGGGGCACUGGCCAGUGCUUGGGUGCUCCGGGGUCCCCAGGGAAGCAGCGGGACCCACUGUGGCAUCCCGGCACCCCCAGGCCUCAGUUUCCCCACCCCAUGACGAGGGGACGCUGAUGCUGGACCAGGGGAGAGCCAACGCAUCCAAAGUGCUCUGAGAAUGGAAAGUUCCCAAAGGACCGAGUCGUGGUUCACAAGCCCGGGAGGAACAAACCGGCCCAUGGCCACAGGCAGAGGUUUGGGAGGCUGAGCUGUAACCCCAGGGCUCAGCACCCCGGGCAGGAUUCACACCUUUGCUCGUGGCGGGUGGGAGCUGGCGUGGUGUCGUGGAAGGGCUUUCCAUCACUAACAGAGCCUUGUCCGGUUCCCUUCGGUCUACCACGUGCAUUUCAUUGUCAACUUGAGGUUGUUGUUGUGCAAAAGAAGUGAUUAUGAAACAAACAAACAAAAAAAAAAAGAAAUAAACUUGGUAUGAAACCACGUGUCCAUCUCUCUCCAUCGCUUGGUUUAGCUCCGAGGCUUCUCUUUGUAUUGUGAGAAUACCAAUAAACUGCAUUAAAUGGAAAACUGA